AUGGCGGACGACAAUAGAAAUCAGAUGUUCUGGAGCCGCGAAUUCGCCCGCCUCGUCGGGGUUUUAACUAAUGCUCAUCUCUUGAGUGCUGCAGAGCAUCGGGAAUUAUGGGCCCACGUCUACACGUGGGAGUCGAGUCUGGCAGCACUGAUUCACGAUCUUCUACAACCAGAGAGCCUGCUAGCAGCCGAACAUCCCCAACUCCAUGAGGUACUCUCAAGGCGCUACUACGCCAGCAUGCAAGCCAGAGAAGAGACAGAGAUAUCCAAAUGCACGCACGAGGUGGACGGGGAACCUCGAACAGACAGUUAUAGAUACCAGCAAAGCAUACACGAUAAACAAUCUACUAUCCAUCGUCAAGGCGAUGAGGACGUGUAUGAUACGUACCGCGCUAAUAUCUGUCCCAACCUGGAUAACGAUUUUGUUCUCCGGGGCAUUCUGGGGAGUGGAACCUUUGGCGUCGUCUUCCUGGCACAUAAGCGAAGUGAUACCAGACCUCCGGAACAACAAAAGCUAUACGCAAUCAAGGUCGAGACUUCAUCGACCAUCAAUACAGAUAUAAGAAAAAAGAUAGGUGAUCCGAGUGUGGCGCCUCUAUACUAUCAACAGCCGCAUCAGUUCCGCUAUAUUCCAAUGGAGGCAUACCUUCUGCUGCUCACGGCUGGCUGUAGGCGGUUCUCGAUGCUGGACUCCGUCUACUCCCACGGCAAGUACAAGGCAACGGUGAUGGAAGCUACAGUCCCCGAUGAAAUCCGUAAAAAGAAUUACGACCCAUAUUCCGAAACGAAGGCUUGGAUUGAGAAUAGGUUGCGGCCAUUCGACGGAGACAUUUACCUUAAUUCUAGAGAAAAGCAGACCGCACUAGAUGAGGUGGCCGUCUGCCAGAUAGCAACCCAACUGCUUGAAGCAACAUCAUACCUAUAUGACAUGCGACUCUGCCACACGGACAUCUCACACUUGAACUACCUACUUGACGAUGCUUUAAAUACAACCCUAAUUGACCUCGGCCUCAUUCACUUCGGCCUGCGCGACGCAGACUUCCAAAAACGCCACACGCCCUACAUCCCCAACUACGAGAAAUUCAUGACACCCGAACUCGCCACCGAACUCCUAAAGCCCAAUUAUGACAACACCGACUUCAGCAAAGGUACCGUCCAAAUCCCCCUUCGCCACGAUGUCCGCGGCCUCACGCUCUGGCAACUCGGCUGCAUCAUCUACGAACUCCUACACGGCUUCGCACCUUGGGAAGAGCCAAACCCGGAUCCGGAUAUCGGGCGUCUUUCCGAGUGGCCUAGGGGUAGGAGUGCUGCACAGCAGGCCCGGAGAAUGAGGAAGAUAAGGGAGCGAAGGCAGCGCGUUAUUAGAGAGGAGUUGCCUGUUAGUGAGGACCUCUCGCAGGAUUGUGUGGAUAUGCUGAGGGCUAUGUUUACGAAGGACCCGGAGAAGAGACCGAAGUUGCAGGAGUUGUUGUCGAUGCCGUGGUUUGGGCAGUCGAGUUAUUGGGUAGAGAUGGACACGCUGGAGGUAAGGAGGCAGGCUGCUAGUACUAGGUGAUUUGCUUUUACGCAGGAGAU
Aspergillus costaricaensis CBS 115574 is the source of this 1574-nucleotide messenger RNA. Its product is annotated as Protein kinase domain-containing protein. Gene Ontology annotation, cellular component: autophagosome; cytoplasm. Gene Ontology annotation, molecular function: ATP binding; protein serine/threonine kinase activity. The coding region runs from base 1 to 1554 and encodes 517 amino acids. The record is from RefSeq and is a predicted model, not a curated record. NCBI's taxonomy places the organism in Eukaryota, Fungi, Ascomycota, Eurotiomycetes, Eurotiales, Aspergillaceae. The transcript has 4 exons. Gene Ontology annotation, biological process: protein autophosphorylation; autophagosome organization; peptidyl-serine phosphorylation.